Molecule: messenger RNA, 944 nt
Organism: Scomber japonicus (chub mackerel)
Lineage: Eukaryota; Metazoa; Chordata; Actinopteri; Scombriformes; Scombridae
Product: leukotriene B4 receptor 1-like
Exons: 1
Coding region: 39-944 (301 amino acids)
Biological process (GO): G protein-coupled receptor signaling pathway; immune response
Cellular component (GO): membrane
Molecular function (GO): G protein-coupled receptor activity
Source: RefSeq, a predicted model, not a curated record
UGGCUGCACACCAUCAUCACCUGCUCAUUGCCAGUAAGAUGGAACAACUCAACUGUACUGUCAAUACUAACAGCUCCACUCCUUCUUUUGUCUCCUGGGAUUUUAGCCAUCUGGUCCCUGCAGUGAUACUGAGCAUCUGCUUCGCGCUGGGAGUCCCUGGAAACCUUGCUGUGAUCAUCCUCAAACCAAACUACCAUCACAUGUCCAGCCUGAGCCAGAGUCUGAUGCUGAAUUUGGCCAUUUCAGACCUGCUCUGCCUGCUCACCUUGCCCUUCUGGAUUCAUCCUUUACUGUAUGACUGGCCCUUCGGCCUGGUGACCUGCAAGGUCCUUGCGUAUGUCUUGCACUGCAGCAUGUAUGGUAGCAUGCUGACAAUCACAGUGCUUAGUGUCCAGCGGUGCCUGCAAGUGGUGUACCUGCAGAAGUGUCUGGAUCAGGUGGGAAAGAAGAGGAUUCUGAUUCUGCUGUGGCUAGUUGUGAUGACUCUGUACAGCCCUAUUUUACUGUUACGUCAGCUGACCAAAGACCAACACUGUGGGACUAGCUGCCGACCUCAGUACUCUUCCCAGGCCCAGUGGAUGGUUGUGCUGCUGACAGAGUCCUUGAUGGGAUUUGGUUCUUUUUCUGUUGUGACAUUUUCAUACAUCUGCCUCCACAGAAAGGUGAACCAGGCAGCUUUCUUCAACAAUCCACAGACGACCCGACUGGUUGCCAGUAUCAUUGUGGCCUUUUUUGUCCUGUGGAUUCCGUAUCAUACGAUACAUGUGAUGAUUGUGUUGGCUGUUUCACUCAAAAACGAAGGCCUGAUUAAGUUCUGUCAGGACAGCUGGAACAUUGUUGAGGCACUAACUGCUGUGAAUAGCUGCCUCAAUCCAGUCCUUUAUACGUUUACUUUGCGAAACAUGUGUUCAGGCCAAAACUCUGAAAAUAAAUACUGUUGUUAA